Messenger RNA from Diatraea saccharalis (sugarcane borer), 315 nucleotides. Lineage: Eukaryota; Metazoa; Arthropoda; Insecta; Lepidoptera; Crambidae. The record is from the annotation of a GenBank genome assembly.
AUGUGCAACAGGGAGAACCAAUGUGACGCUGGACUGAUUUGCGAGGAAGUUGUACCAGGUGAAAUGCGUAUUUGCCGCGCACCGACCUCAGGCCACAAGCAGUACAACGAAGACUGCAACUCAUCCAGUGAAUGUGACAUCACACGUGGACUAUGCUGCAUCGUACAACGCCGUCACCGACAGAAGCCGAGGAAGAGCUGCGGUUAUUUCAAGGAACCCUUAGUCUGCAUUGGCCCAGUAGCUACAGAUCAAAUACGCGAAUUCGUUCAGCAUACAGCUGGUGAAAAGCGCAUUGGCGUUUACAGAUUGCAUUAA